CUGAACGCAAUUUCGUGUCGGAUGGUUGUCUUAGCUCGUGUCUCCGCAGUGGAGCAUUCAGUGGAGUGAAUUUCAUCAGUGUUGUUUAUUCAUCUUGAUAAAUGUUCUAAACAGUGUCACAGCAGCACUUGAGUAGCCAGCUGAAGAGCUCACAAUCGCCUCUUGGAAUUUAUUUAUCAUCUCACAGUGUGGUGGCUCUUCUCAAAUACUCCUCUCCAGCAGCCACUUGUGCGCCAAUCCGAUUGUUGCGCAUUCUUUCAGGGACAAAUAACUCCUCAAAUAUUUACUCACGCCGCGAAUUACACCCAUAGAACAGAUUCUACAACUUUUACGGGCUCAUGAGGAGACUGAGCAAUUUGCACUGUAGCGAAGGCCUUAAAGAAGCAUCACUUGAGAUUGGAACGAGGUGAAAAGACGAACAGCGUCUUUGGGAAGAUUUAUAUGUUACACACUUUAGAGAAUCUUCCCAGAUAUUUGGUGGAUAAACAGUAUUCGCAGCGAACAGCUUCUUCCACUGAACAUAUCAGUAGUGAAGGGCAGGAGAUUUUCUAUGAGAAAAUGAUGCCGCCACUUCAUUCGCCAUCCGGAGUCAUUACAGACUCCCAGGGUCUCAUCGUGCCAAAGAAACUCGUGAAUCCGUGCUUAGAAUCCACGGAUCGGCAGAAUUUGCACAGAGAAUUGCUCUUCAAUCAGAAAAUAGGACGAAGCGUGCUGAACCAGAAGUCGGAGCUGCAGCGAGUGCUGGACAAGCAGAAGGAGCGCCAGUUCGUGGCGGUGCAGCAGCAGCAGAGCAAGCUGCAGGAGACGACGGGAUUGGGCGGUGAGCUGGGCCGUGUGAUAAUGCAGCGAGCUCAGCGGCUGGAGACUCUUCAGAAUGCCACCUCCGUGACCGAAGACGAGGACACAGGACGCAUUAAUCCAGAAUAUGUGAAUGCAAGGGCAAAGUUAAAAGCCACCAGCUUCGAUGGGAAGUGAAGGGGAGACGAACAAUUUGACUCUGAUUGAGACCGGGAAAGAUAAUCAACUUUCCCACUGGUUGUAAUUGCAAUUUUUUAAAGAUUUUGUAUCCAUCAAAUUACAUCUUCAUUUCGAGUUAAGUGACAGAAUCUCUAAUUGUGCGUUUCUUUUGCGAUAUAAAUCUUACUUAUUUUAACGUUUAAGUUAUAAAAAUACUUGUAUUGUGUAUACAGAUGCUUUAAAUACUAAUUACGAUUAUGUACCAAGUAUAUUAUUUUUGUAAGUGAUCAACGGCGCCAUGUGAGUGACUGCGCUUGAAACUAUAACAUAAUUUAGUGUAAUUGUGUCCUGAGCAUUGAGCAGAUGAGGAGUUAAGUUUAGGCAGUGCAUCAUAACUUCAACAGUGUCCCCCGAAACAAACAGAAAAUAAUAAUGUUACUACCAAAAAAAAAUCCUCCUUGCAAAGCGUAAUAUUCAGAAAAAUUCUAUAGGAAAAAAGAGUUCUUGCAUGGUUAUUCCUAGAAUAGUACAAAAUCCUCAAAAAUAAGUCGAGUUAUUUGUGCGGAAUGGCAACUGGAGAGAGAAUGAGAGAAGAAUUAUAGUAUUUGUAGAAAUCAAUAGAGAGAUAUUUUUGUAUUCACCUGUGCAAGAGAAUGGGAAAAAAAAAUUGUUAGUAGACAAAUAAAUGUCAAAGUUCCACUUGCAAAUCCAACUGGAUUCGCGAGGGAAGAGUAUUUUUUCACAAUUAUAUACUACAAUUCACUCUUCAAACCCCAAAAAAUUGCAUGUAACUUUAAUGGACUUGAAAAAAGAAAUAAUGAAUGAGGAGCUUGCGAAAUCGAAGGACAUGUGAAUUAGUUUAUUGGAAUGAUGUACACACCAUGAGUAUUUUGUGUAACAACAGGAUAUACUAAUGUAAUUAUAAAUUGAGAAAUCAA
Messenger RNA from Phlebotomus argentipes, 1895 nucleotides. RefSeq names its product protein FAM107B. Bases 442 to 975 code for a protein of 177 amino acids. NCBI's taxonomy places the organism in Eukaryota, Metazoa, Arthropoda, Insecta, Diptera, Psychodidae. The transcript has 4 exons. The record is from RefSeq and is a predicted model, not a curated record.